Molecule: messenger RNA, 2791 nt
Organism: Hypoxylon trugodes
Lineage: Eukaryota; Fungi; Ascomycota; Sordariomycetes; Xylariales; Hypoxylaceae
Exons: 2
Coding region: 445-2229 (594 amino acids)
Source: RefSeq, a predicted model, not a curated record
GCUCUAAUCUAUCAACAGGGACUUUCCAUGAUGUUGUCUUUCUCAGCCUCUACUACUAUGUUAAGCUUUAAGCUGCGUACCUUAACCUACUAAGUGAACAAGUCACGAGCCGUGCCACAUAUACCCUAUUCGUUCUCGGCUUUACUUAAGAAAGCUUCAACUUGUUCAUAUCAAAUUUCUAGAUCUAUGAGAUCUAAAGAAAACGACCGACGUUUCUGAUUAAAAAUUGAUUGAUUGAUUAAUUGAAUUGAACUUUUAUUAAUUGGUUUUUUUAACUGGCCAAGCUGGGCACAGGCACCAGGCGACCUCGUUAGAGAGUUGUGUCACCUAUCACGACCUUUCCUCUACGAUCUAGAACUCCCUUACUAUACCACUAUACCUCCACUCGCCGGACUGUCUCUUAUUUGAAACGACCUCCUACUUGCUUCCGUUCCAUAAUUAAAAAUGUUUGGAGUCAACUUUAUUCACUCCUCGUCGGAGUUGGCGCCGCCACCAAAAGACGUUCCACCUCCUACUCCCAUCAGAUUGCCACGAUGCAGUCCACAAUUAGACGAAUCCUCGGACCAAGAUGUGCAAACAUCUCUUGUUCGCUACCUUCAGCGGCUACAGCGCCCGACUGAGCUUAGAGAAUCUCACUUCGCCGCUCUUGGCGUGCACUUACAUUCAGAUGUCCCAGCUGAAGAAAUCGUCCCAAUUCCUUCCUACCUGCCUUCAUCGAUAGGAUGGGACGGUAUAAGUAUGGAUGAAGCAUAUAGUAGAGAUGCCACUUUCCGCUACCCGAUGUCUAAUGGGGGCCGUUCACCUGAUGCUCGCGCUUACUUGGACCGGCGCAAUGAACUUUCCAUACCAAACCAAGAUGCAUUUCGUACAAUUCGGCGCAUCAAACCGGAAGCAGGAAAGCAACAACGACGAUUAGGCAAUAGCUACGAGUUCUUCAAACAAAUGGAAAUUAUGGCUGCCUACUGGGAUGACACCUCAUUACCCCCGCUUCCCGCGGAGACCCAGGAACAAUCCCCGCCUUUACCACCGCGCCCCACAGAAGCUGAUGCUGGUGCCGAACAACCCGCUACCGGCGCCGCACCCGAAUCCAAUGCCCGUUCCGAAGCGGAUCCCGAAAGCGAGUCCCAGGGUCCCCAGCAAGUUACUUACCGUACUAGCGUCGGUGCGCAAAUGCCCCCUGACUUCCGCCACAAUUUCAUAUCGGCGUUUGUAAAACUCGUUUCCUACGGCUUUGGAUGCAACAUAUUCCCUCCAAGAGUUGAACCUCGGCUACAGCUUCUUUCACCACCAACCAAGAAAUCUUCAAAAUCCAAAGCACCCCCUAACCAAGUAGCAUCAUACUUCCCUUCAGGAUGUGUGUACUUGGCGAAAGCACCUACCACCCGUGAAGCCGCCCGCGCAGGUGUGACCGAAGGCCCUAUUGCCGCAGUAUCCGCGCGAAACACGACUAACUUCAAAUCCUCAGCGGAAUCCAACAUUGAUUUCGGGCGUGAGCUCAUCGCCGCCUUAAUCAUAGCACAGCAUCGCGCCCGUGAAGGCCAGCCCGAGAAGAGGUACGGCGAGGGCAAAUGGUGGGCGACUGAGAAGCGCUGGGGCGGCGGUGAAGGCGGACCAAUAGGACGAGAAGUCGACGGCGAUUCCAUCGUAGGGGAUAAAGACGCUGUGGAAUCGGAUGCCGAGCGCCCAUCUUCCUCUUCAACCCCACAGAAUCAGCCGGAAGAGAAAGCAGGCUCGUCCUCGUCCCUAUCAUUGACGAAAGGAGGUAAAGCAUCACUACCCUCUAUCCCGAUGCGCGGACAACCGGCUAGCAAGAAACCCCGCAAGAAUAUGAGCAUCUACGAUAGCUACCGCAUGGUUCGCCCACCCUCCACAAACUGGGACCGCAAAGCGAUUUACAAAGCUGUCGGUCGCCCGCGAGGCGCAGAUUAUGACGAUGUAUUCGUGCUAAGUAGCGUGUUUCACCAUUUUUCAAUACUACGCGUUCGCGUGCCGAAUCAGUUACUUAAAGUUUUCGCGGGCGAAGCGGAGGAUGUGGUAGAAACGGACGGGAAGAAAGGCAGGAGCUGGGGUAAACUCGAGAUUUGGCGGAGUAAGUGGUUUGAUCUUUUUGUUGUUGAGGAUAGACUUGAGGCUAUGAGGUUGCUUUGGGGCGUUAUUGGAUAUUCGAUGAGGAAGGAUGAGGAGCCUGAGGGUGAUGGGAGUGGGGAUGUGCCUAUGAAGAAUGCCUGAAGGGAGGAGGUAUGGUGAGGAGGGGAUUGUGAGAUGAGGAUGAAAAAGGGGUUAGGGGUUAGGGGUUGGCUUUGGCUCAUCGUCGAUCAGUAACAGAGGUUUUCUCGGACCAUGGCCUUCAUGUUGAAGACUUGAGCGCGAGAAUUAAGGCAGUACAUAGCAUGGACAGGGAAUUGGCAUGGAAUGGGAGGAACGAUCGGGUGAGGACAGCUGGUAAGCUGAGCCCGUUGGAUUUAGACAGACAUUGAUGCGGCGUGGAGUGAGUUGGAGUGAUGGUGUGUCUAGUUCCGUCGCAUUUGAUGUUGAUAUCAGUACUGAUAGACGUAAAUGAAGUGGAUGAAGCAAAAAGCAAGCAUAAUUCGUACCUACCAUGGGUGAGUGUUUGGUACGGUACGACACGCGAACUCGCUAGGUCUUCGGAAGAUAUUUGCUAAUUUGCUUUCUCGACCAUGAUGUCAUUGUAUCUAUUUUCUCAUGCUCCUAUGGUGUACAUACGCUAUGUGCUAGCGCUCUCUCGCGAGGCUGUGCCCCCUGUAGUUAUUCGUCCUACUCACCAAGAAAG